Spinacia oleracea (spinach) is the source of this 891-nucleotide messenger RNA. RefSeq lists its product as uncharacterized. Gene Ontology annotation, molecular function: nucleic acid binding. The record is from RefSeq and is a predicted model, not a curated record. Gene Ontology annotation, biological process: DNA integration. The transcript is spliced from 2 exons. NCBI's taxonomy places the organism in Eukaryota, Viridiplantae, Streptophyta, Magnoliopsida, Caryophyllales, Amaranthaceae. The coding region runs from base 1 to 891 and encodes 296 amino acids.
AUGGUUUUAAUCUAUGCAUCGACUAGAUGGUCACAUGUAUGUUUGUUAUCAUCUCGCAACCUGGCGUUUGCGAGAUUACUUGCUCAAUUGAUUAAAUUAAGAGCACAUUUUCCAGAUACUCCUAUCAAGUCUAUUCGUCUUGAUAAUGCUGGUGAAUUUACUUCUCAAUCUUUCAAUGAUUAUUUCAUGUCCAUUGGGAUAAAUAUUGAACAUCCUGUAGCACAUGUUCAUACACAAAACGGUCUUGCUGAAUCAUUAAUUAAACGCAUUCAGUUGAUUGCUAGACCAUUAUUAAUGAAGUCUAAACUCCCAAUUUCUGCUUGGGGACAUGCUAUAUUACAUGCAGCAGCAUUGAUUCGCAUCAGGCCAACAAAUUAUCAUAAGUUCUCCCCAUCACAAUCGGUUUUUGGUCAGGAACCAAAUAUAUCCCAUCUUAGAACUUUUGGAUGUGCAGUUUAUGUCCCUAUAGCUCCACCACAACGCUCCAAGAUGGGUCCUCAAAGGAGGUUGGGAAUAUAUGUUGGAUUUGAUUCCCCAUCAAUAAUCAAAUAUCUUGAGCCAACUACAUGUUGGAAUGAAUUAUCAUUGUCUUAUCUUGAUCCUCGUACUAAGAAAUGUGAACUAGAAGUUCAAAAGAUAAUUCAUUUACAAAGUUUAGCAAAUCAGUUGCCAGACACUUUUACUGACCCAAAGAGAGUAACUAAGUCACAUAUACCAGCUGUGAAUGCUCCAGUUAAGAUUGAGGUCCCAGAAGGACAAAAUGAAGUUGCUAAUGAGUCUAAGGCACGCCAGAAGCGUGGAAGACCAAUAGGUUCCAAAGACAAGAAUCCUCGAAAAAGGAAAGGGGCAAUGGUUGAUGAUGGUCAAAUCGAGGAUACGGUCAAUUUUUAA